Rotaria socialis is the source of this 255-nucleotide messenger RNA. NCBI's taxonomy places the organism in Eukaryota, Metazoa, Rotifera, Eurotatoria, Philodinida, Philodinidae. The record is from the annotation of a GenBank genome assembly.
AUGGUAAAGACACGAUUAGUUGACACGUCGGGUGUUAAAAUAGUAACAUUGGAUCCUCAAAGAUCCAAAAAUUGUAUUCGGCGUCGUCCUCGUCCUCCUCCUCCUCCUCCUUUUCCUCCUUCUUUUGGUCGUCUUCAUCUGGAACCAGCAGCUGAUGCUGUGCUAUUGAAAAUAAGAGCAGCACAGGAGAGAUUAAACUUCGAGAUUCGAAGACAAUAUAGUCUCUAUGAAGAAACACUUAAAAAAGGACAAUGA